Molecule: messenger RNA, 1123 nt
Organism: Phyllopteryx taeniolatus (common seadragon)
Lineage: Eukaryota; Metazoa; Chordata; Actinopteri; Syngnathiformes; Syngnathidae
Gene: timm10b
Product: translocase of inner mitochondrial membrane 10 homolog B (yeast)
Exons: 3
Coding region: 363-758 (131 amino acids)
Cellular component (GO): mitochondrial intermembrane space chaperone complex
Source: RefSeq, a predicted model, not a curated record
UUGUUCAAUUUUUAUUUGAUUUUGUAAAAUGAAAAAGGAACCGUUUAUAAUACUGUAUUUCUAAACCAAAGCAGUAAUUCAUACAGAUCCACGGGUGGCGAUAAUCCAAUUCAGUAUGAAAAUCGCCGAACAAGAAGAAGAAAACGACGAAGAAGAAACCCGGAAGCUAACAAACAGCGACAAAUGAAAGUCAUUCAGUCCUUAUUCUUGCGCUUAGCGUCACAUUUCUCGCUUCGAAUCGCUUUUAAAUGACUCCCCGGUGUAUUUUGACUUUUAUAUAUAACAGGCAACAAAUAAAUGCUGAGCUCUCCAAGUUAAUGAACACGUUUUAGUUGUCAAAAUUACCGCCUGGGAUAAGCACGAUGGAUCACGGGCAGCAACUGAGAAACCUGCGUGAUUUCCUUCUGGUUUACAACCGCAUGACGGAGAUCUGCUUCCAACGAUGCACCAGCAACUUCAACUACAGGAACCUCACCAUGGACGAGGAGCGCUGCGUUGACAGCUGCGCGGGGAAGCUGAUCCGCUCCAACCACCGCAUGAUGGGCACCUACGUGCAGCUGAUGCCCCGCAUGAUGCAGCGGCGGAUGGACGAGAUCGAGAGGAAGGCCGCAGAGAACGCCAAGGCGGCCGAAGCUGCCGCCGCGGCUUCCCUCGGACCAGAAACCUCUGCUACCGCGACGGCGACGCCUCUGGAGUUGCAGUCGCCAUCGCCGCAGUCGGAGACCGGUGGCGUCAAUAUUUCACAAACUGAGACAUGAAUGCUCCACUGACAGAAAACUGUGUGGAAUGUAGAACUGUCUCAUCUGGAAGUCGGGCCUUAUCGAAGGGCUGAACUUUAUUUGGGGUUAAUCAGAGCCACUUAAAACGGUGGCAGGUGUUUGCUGAGUCACAUUUAACAUGAGUUUGAAUGUGAUUGGUUCAUUCUGAACACAGCCCCAUUCUGAGUUAUUAGAGGAUGUGCACACUUGUGGAACCACAUUAUCGCUGUCGUUUAUUUUUACUUCUGCUAUCUAAAAGAUCUUUUUCACACUUGAAUAGUACAGGUUAUAAGUCACAUUAAUGGUGGAAAAAGUUUUGAAAUGAUCUUGGCCUCAUUUUUAUCAAAUAAAAAUCUAAUGUUUGA